Molecule: messenger RNA, 1440 nt
Organism: Cydia amplana
Lineage: Eukaryota; Metazoa; Arthropoda; Insecta; Lepidoptera; Tortricidae
Gene: Y-fa
Product: L-dopachrome tautomerase yellow-f2-like
Exons: 12
Coding region: 14-1429 (471 amino acids)
Cellular component (GO): extracellular region
Source: RefSeq, a predicted model, not a curated record
AGCCAUAAAAACCAUGCACGCUGCAAUAUUGCUUGCGUGCGCGGCGUUCGCGGCGCAAGGCGCGCACGCGCAGGUCGAACGCCGGCUAGGCAACUUUAGAGAAGUGUUCGCUUGGAAACAGAUGACUUUCAAUAUCAACGGACAGACACUUCUCCAGGACCGUUCCAGCAGCGACGGGCUAGAAGAGGACAGCAGACAGAAGAGACAGACAGAUGAGGUCGUCUUUAACAACCACGAAGAGGAACCUGAGAGAAACUGGAACCUGAGGCCGAAUACAAACACUAGACCGACAUCUACGUCAACAACUAGCAGACCAACUUCACCAAAUGAUGAAGCCGGUCGAUUCUUUAUUCAGUACAACAACGUUCCUAUGGGGUUGGAGAAGGUUGGCAACAGACUGUUCAUAGCCUUGCCUAGAAGGAGGUACGGAAUCCCAACGACACUGAACUACAUAAACCUGGACCGGGAAUCGAACACGCGCUCCCCCGCUCUGACACCCUAUCCUGACCUCAGGCAAGGGCGGCGCCUGACAUCUGUUUAUCGGACGCGCGCCGACCAGUGCGGGAGGCUGUGGAUGGUUGAUACAGGACUCAUGGAGAUACCUAAUAAUCCUCAGCAGGCCCAGCCACCAGCGAUAGUCGUAUUCGAUCUGGCCACAGACACCCAGAUCCUCAGAUACCCCUUCAAGAGUUCAGAUGUACCGGCAGCCAACACUCCUACUGGCCUUGCUUCAAUCACAGUGGACGUCAUAAACGGAGACUGCUCCAACACAUACGCCUAUGUACCAGAUCUGACCACGAUCGGCAUGAUUGUGUUCUCCCUGCGAGAAAGAGACAGCUGGAGGCUGCAGCACAACUAUUUCAGCUUCAAUCCCACGGCUGGGAUUUUGAAUAUUGCUGGCCACCGGUUCCAAUGGAGUGACGGCAUCUUCAGCAUCACCCUGACCGACCCUGACUCCGCAGGCUGCAGGACAGCGUACUUCCAUCCCCUCAUCAGCACCGAGGAGUUUUCAGUAAACACCUGUGUCUUGAGGAAUAGGACAGCCAGCAGCGACAGCGACUAUUUCCAGAGGUAUUCGGUGGUAGGCAACCGCGGUGAGAACUCCCAAUGCACGAUGCACGACUACCACUCCGCGUCCAACGUAAUCUUCUUUGCCGACAUCGGUCGUAACGCUGUGUCUUGCUGGAAGACCUCCAACAUCCUGAACCCUGGCAACGUGGCUGUGCUCGCUCAGGACAGCACUAGGAUGAGCUACCCUUCAGAUCUUCACGUGACAGACGACGAAGUGUGGGUGAUGGCGAACACUCUACCCCGCUUCGGGUACUCGCGUCUCGACCCCGACCAAUACAACUUCUACGUCUACAGGGGAAACGUGAACGACCUGAUAACGGGAACAGUAUGCGAUGGACGCACUCCCUUCGCUGGCUGAAGAUAAGAUAA